CGAAGUUAUUUAAAAAAAAAAAACACACAAAGAAAGGAAAAAAAAUGGCUGAUUGUAUGAGGAGCUGUAAACGAAGUGCAGAAACAGCAGAGAUGGAAGCUUCAAGCACAAGCUUCUCAUUAUCAAAGAGAACAAAAGCCGUUGAUUCUCGAGAAUUGCAAGAAUUGGAGUUAACUUCACCAGACAUUGAGCUCGAAAACCCUAGCUUCCUUUCAAAUACGCAGGAAAAGCCUAUUACCGUUGCCACUUCCUCGAAUCCCGGUGGAGUGAUCGCCGGUGACAUGUGUUCCAGCCUCUGCUCCGGCGAGCCUUCGGCUUCUCGUUGUUCUAGCAAUGAGUCAUGGGAUAUUGUCAAGGAUAGCUUGAGAUUCGUAGAUCUAGGGGCCAAGAGUUUUGAAACUGAAAUCUCAACGUGCAUCAACAUCAACAAAUUCAAUAGAGAAACAAGUCCAUUAAGCGAGCUCUGUGGAGACUCGGAAAUGGAAUCGCCCGAGAAAAAGCCACCACCGUCACCGGCAAAGCCGCCGAAUAUGCCAUCACAGACGGUGAUCGACGAGUUCUUCUCUGUCGCUGAAAAGUACGAGCAAAAAAGAUUUGAAGAGAAGUACAAUUAUGAUAUUGUCAAGGAUGUGCCUCUCGACGGUCGAUACCAGUGGGUUCGGUUGAAGCUCUGAACCUGAAGACCGAAGAGAAAGAAAGGUUACAAUUACACGAGGUAGCACGGAGAUUGCAUUUGACAUAAGGAAAACAAAAAAAGGGGAAUGGUUGGUAGUUUGUUAUUCACUUAUUUGUACAGCCUUCCUUUUUUUUUUUUGCCAUUAUCUGAUGUGAGAAGAAGUAGGC
Durio zibethinus is the source of this 843-nucleotide messenger RNA. The record is from RefSeq and is a predicted model, not a curated record. Lineage: Eukaryota; Viridiplantae; Streptophyta; Magnoliopsida; Malvales; Malvaceae.